AUGUGCACUGGUAGGGCCCUCAAGCUCAACAAGCCCUUGAUGCUAGCAGUGGCUUCCAUUCUCUGCCCCCAAUCCGAGCACAAGUUGGGUUUGGUGGUGAGCAAUGUGAAAAAGCAGGUCAAGAAGAUGCGAGAGGAUCUCUUAAUGGAGGCCGAUCCAGCUUCUGUGCAUUGCGAGGGGCAUGCCAUAAAGGGCUUCCAGACCCUCAUCAACAAGAGGUUGUUCGCCUCCAAGAAGAAAAGGGAUGCAGCUCUGGAAGACCUUUUUGCUGUGUACCGGAAGCACUGGAGACCAACUCAAGAAGAGAUCGAUCGUGCAAAAGCCCGUGGCAUCAAGUUGUGGUGUGUGGAGGGUCAAGGUGAGGGCGAUGAGGGCGAGAGCAAGGGAAAGCAAAUGGUUGCGGCCGAGGGUGAUGACGACGAGGGGUGGUAUUAUUAUGAGGAGGGAGAGGAGGAAGAAGCAGUGGAAGAGGAUGCUUAUAUGGACGAUUCUCAAGACUCUACCGCUGAUCGAGAGUUGGCCAGGAAACUAGGAGUUCCAGAGGAGUCCUUAACUUCCGCCCCUGAGCCCGCUGUGAUGCCCGCCUCCGCUUCUACGCCGACGACCGUCGUGGCUCCAGUCGCCCCCGCAGCUGCCCAAUCGAUUUCGGACUACCUUGCUGGUGCAUACUGGGGUUCACACUUGUCACCGGUGAAACCUCGGCCGACAGACAACGAUGGAAGCUCACCCGAAUCGUUCAGGAGCCCUCAGUCAACCGUGGCCCCUACAGUGCCCGUGGCAGGCCAUACGAAUGCUACACCGGGUGUCGAGUCUGAGAAGCCCCCAACAGCCGAGCCCAUGGAAGCAGAAGCUGCUGAUCGCCAGCUUCGGGCCGAAC
Symbiodinium sp. CCMP2456 is the source of this 877-nucleotide messenger RNA. The record is from the annotation of a GenBank genome assembly. NCBI's taxonomy places the organism in Eukaryota, Dinophyceae, Suessiales, Symbiodiniaceae.